This is a messenger RNA of Vitrella brassicaformis, 1240 nucleotides long. The record is from the annotation of a GenBank genome assembly. NCBI's taxonomy places the organism in Eukaryota, Vitrellaceae.
AUGCAGCUCCCCCCAACAUGGCCCACAGCAUCAUCGUCCGACAUUCCCUCCCUACCAACCUCUCCCUCAGAGCAAGAGUCAGACGGCGUCGCUCAGUCAGGCCGAAGACGCAUCGGCACUGUGCCGGCGUUGUCGGCUCCAAGACUGCACCACAGCAGCGAGUCGCCUCGGUACGGCAAAAGCAAGAGACUCCUGACCAACGCCUCUGCUCCUCUCUCCCCGACGGAGCCGUCUUCACAGACAGACGGGCCUUCUCCGCCAAUAUGUUCUCCGCCUCCUCCCGUCCCUCUAUGCGACGUGUCAGACCACCGGGACGGCAGGUCAUCGUGCAGCAGCGACCAAGACGCAGCCCCCACCGUCCGCAACACACAGAGCGACCACCGUGAGGACGGCCGAGUGAAGGCAGAGGCCCCCUCCAAGCGGAUCCAACAGAAGUCCGGAUUGCUGACUGUCCCUCCGUGGCGCUCCUACCUUCGCUCCAGCAACAAAAUCGCGUUGGGCGGGCGGCUGUCUCGGUCGGCACCAACGACGGAUAGGCCAGCCCGGCCGGGUGAUGUGUCUGGGGAAGAUGGGGCUGCCAGUACGAGCGCUGCCAGUGCGGGUGGUGUUCGGUUCAACGACGAGGUGGAGCAUCCCGAGCGAUUUCUCUGCAAUCCUUACAUUCGCGUUCUAGUGGUGCUGUGUGCUUGUUGACUUUGUGGCGGCAGGUGGAGGUCGCGUUGUUCCGCGGCCUGAAGGACACGAAGCUUCAGCACGUGGAGGUCGUUGACAACGAUGGGACGGCAGCGGUAUAUUAUGAAGAAGUCGUGAGGUCAGCGGCAGCAGACAAUCAAUCAACCCAGAUGUCUGAUGCGCUCUUUGGCGCCCCCGGUUCCGUUUUCGGUCUCUCUCUCUCUCCCUGUCUGUCUGUCUGUGUGUCUCUGUGUGUGUGACAGCUGGAAGGAGAUCGUAUCGGGCGACGACAUGCAGCUGAACCUGUGUCUGCCCGACAUCAAGAUCAGCAACAUGCGGACGCAACGAAAAGAGAAGAGACAGAAGCGCCGGCAGCAGAAGGACCGGCAGCUGCGGGACUCUUCGUCGGCCGAGGAUGCAUCGUGUCAUGACAGCUCCGCUGACAGCGAGGCCAGCUCCUCCUCCUCAGCUAACUCGUGUCUGCACGUGAGUGCGGACUUUCUGGCGUCCCUGCUGCAGCUCCACCGUCGGGGAAGCGACGACAGCAACGGCAGUGACGACUGAGAAG